AUAAACUGGAAGCUGCCCAGCAACUUCACUCCAAACCGCUUGAGGCCGCUGUAUUCAAACUCAAAGCCGGGGCCCAUGCGUUGUGACGUCACCUGGGGUACGUCGCCGGGUUCUGCGAGGAGUGGAGGUCGGUCAGCGUGAAAGAGAGGUAGUGUGUGGAGAGAGUGUGUUAAUGUGGAAGAUAGCGAAAGACUGGAAAACAGUGGGGACACCAGUCAAAAAAAUAAAUUAUCUAUUUAAUUAGCAGUUUUGCUGAGGAAGAAACAUACAUUACCGCAGACAUGGCUUUUUACGAGUACGUUAGUCGAGAACAGCUAGCCGGGUUUGACAGGUACAAGUACAGUGCUGUCGACUCCAACCCACUGUCUGUGUAUGUAAUGCACCCAUUUUGGAAUUCUGUAGUAAAGUUUUUACCCACGUGGCUGGCACCAAACCUGAUCACAUUUACGGGUUUCAUCUUCCUCGUUCUUAACUUUUUAAUGUUAGCCUUUUUUGACUAUGACUUCUAUGCUUCAGCACCAGACCAUGUGCAUGUACCAAGCUGGGUGUGGAUUGUAGCAGGUCUACUAAACUUCAUAGCAUAUACAUUAGAUGGUGUUGAUGGGAAGCAAGCUCGAAGGACGAACUCCAGCACGCCGCUGGGGGAGCUGUUUGACCACGGGCUGGACAGCUGGGCCUGCGUGUUCUUCGUUGUGACAGUGUACUCCAUCUUCGGGAGGGUGGAAGCUGGCGUGGGCGUGCGCACUCUCUACUAUAUCCUGUGGGUGGUGCUCUUCUCAUUCAUCCUCUCACACUGGGAGAAGUACAACACAGGGGUGCUAUUCCUGCCCUGGGGCUACGACAUCAGCCAAGUGACCAUGUCGGUUGUGUACAUUGUGACAUCUGUGGUUGGUGUAGAAACUUGGUUUGCACCCAUAUUUAUGAGUUUCUACUACAGAGACCUCUUCACAAUUAUGAUCCUGGGAUGCGCCUUUAUAGUAACCCUUCCAAUGAGUCUCUACAAUGUUUUCAAGGCAUACAGGAAAAACACUCUGCAGUGCAGUUCUUUUUAUGAGUCCUUUUUACCCUUCCUGUCGCCUGUGCUGCUUUUCAUUCUGUCCACACUGUGGGUCUGCCUCUCGCCGUCAGACAUCAUUGAGAAACAACCUAGAGUAUUCUACUUCAUGGUGGGAACUGCUUUUGCCAACAUAACGUGUAAGCUGAUAGUCUGUCAGAUGAGCAAAACUCGCUGCCAGCCUCUGAGCUGGUUACUGCUGCCCAUGGCUCUGGUAGUCCUAGUGAUCCUCUCAGGACUAGCGCAGCACUAUGAAACUCUUAUCCUGUAUAUAUGGACGGCAACUGUAGCGCUAGCACACAUCCACUACGGAGUGUGUGUGGUUCACCAACUGAGUGGGCACUUCAACAUCUAUGCCUUUUCACUGAAGAAACCGAGCACAGAUUGACUAGAGGAGAAAAUCGGCCUGCAGGCUGCAGAGGUUUAAACCUAAUCCAGCAGCAGCCUAUGGACACUUCAGCCAUCACCACAAAAUUGGCAUCCACCGUCAAGAGGAGAGAGAAUACAGACAUAUCCAAGCAGACACAGUGCACCUGGCACCGAGGACAGUGUUACACAGAGGUAUUCCUAUGGGCCCAGAUACAAGAGCUUAGGAAUCGCAUAAUCAUUUAAUUAUGUUUUCAGUAGGAAAUAUGAAUUCCACUUGUUUCCUAAGGAAAUCUGGACAGUUUAGAAUAGAAAGUGUCCAAUACAGCUUUUCCUCCAUGGUUUAUAGCUUGAAAACAGGUACUUUAUGGUUUUUAGAGCUGUGUAUAUUGCCUUACAGGAAUUGUUUUGCUGUUUAUGUACAGGUAUGCUAUCUGUAGCUUUAGCAAAUUGAACCCUCUCCUAUACUCCAUCCCAGCCCAUAACUUUGCACAAAUCUGUACUGCUUAGCACUAGAUGACAAAGUAACAUACACAUGUCCAACCAAAAGCCUCGCAUGGAGUUAUUAUUGUAGUCAGGCUUAAAAGUUUUUUGUCUCUUGAUUUUGCCAUUGCUUUAUUUCGUCAGAUUUUGAUGUUGCUAUUGAACAGCAUAGCAUCUAUAGAGUGUAAUGUAAAUACACUUCUUAUUGGAUAUGAAGGGCUUGAACUGGGGAUAGUGGGAUAUUAACACAGUUUGCACAUGGAAUACCUAACACAGCGAUUACAUAUACAGCAAAAUGCUGGGAAAACAAGCUGCAGGGUUAUCUGAAGGCACCAGUUAACAGGAAAAGCAAUUGCUCACGUUUCUGUAGAAAAACAUUUUCUACUUUGUGUCGUUUACAAAGCUUGGUAAUGUACUUCUGAAUCUGCCACAGUAAUUGCUACAGAUAUAUAACAUAUUAUAUACAAUCAUAUUGUUUCUUUUGUAUUCUGCUCUGAAGAUCACUAUUUCUCCAUUUAGUAACUAAGAAAACUUGCCAUCUCAUAAGAUUGUGUUUUUUUUUUCCCAAUUGUGGUGGAUCCUUCCACCAUAUCAUCAAAUUUGAAACCUCCAGUUUUACUUGCUUUUAUAUAAGACCCAUGUCUUUUGGAUGUUGUGUUUUCAAGUUCUCGGUUUGCUGGUGGUGUGGUGAAUGCAUGCAUUUUUUUUCUUUAUAGCAAACUCUCCAUGCUUUAUUUCAUAUACAUGAGAUUGUGCUUCGAUGAAGAUUGUGCCCUAAACCCAUUAUUGGACAGGACACACUUGGAAGGAACAAGCAUGAUCAAAGUUUUGUCUAGUUGUGUUCAAAAAUAGAAACGCUUGUGCAAGGGGUUUCUGUUUUAAAUGCAGUGUCUGCUCUUUGUAGCUGUUUAUUCAUUUCUUUGUAAAUUAAUAUAUGUUGCCGUAGAUUGUUCAACCUCAAUACUGAGACCUUGGCUUCAAGAAUUCAUGUAAAUAUUUGUUUUCUUCAUUUUGAAAUUUUAAAGUAACAAUUAAAAUAAAUAACUCCUUAUUUUUAGCAUUUAGGAUUUUUGUUUAAUCAAUGUUACGGUAUACAGAAAAUGUGUUGUUGAUCAAACUUGUUAAGGCUGAGUAUGCAUAAAAGGAAUGUCAUACAUUUUAUUUUAAUGUUUGCUGGUGUCUUGAUAUGGUUUUGUAUGUAUUCAUAAUGUAAAUUAAUUUCCUUAUGUUAGUUACACAUGGCAGCUGAUUGUCUGGGAUGAACACCUUGUCUCCAGAAUUAUGUAUUAAAGAGAUGAUGUGGCUGUAUUCUAUACUAGAUCUAUUCUUGCAUAAGCUAAAAACAAAGAAUAUUUAUUAUUCAUAAAAAACAAAAGCUGCUGGUAUGUAGAAUAUUGUUUUGAACCUACAUGUAUAUGUCUAAUGUAAAACUGUUAUUGGCUAGUUUCCACAUCAUUGUUAAACACUUAGAAUGGUAUUUGUAUUAGUUUAUUGAGUCAACACUGAUCAUUUAUUAUUUAUAAUGCAUGAAACCAACUUUUUAAUUUUUUGUAUAGGCUCAUCAAUGGAAUACAGCCACUGUUUCUACAUUCUUAACUGACAACAUACAGUCCAGGUGUGAAAGUAUGAAUGGGACCACAAGCUUGAUCUGAAGUCUGCUCUGUCCUUAAACCAGGAUGGCAUAUUUCUUUACUUAGAAAAAUAAUCUUUUGAACUGGAAUUAGACAGAACUGAAAACUAAUGACGCCUACAGAGUGAAAAAUAAGACACGAAUAUAGACACUGGUGUUGGGUUUCCCCCCUUUUGUGGCAGUAUUGUGCCUAGAUACGUGCUUCACAUACAAAAUAAAUACAUGGUGGAAAAACAAAGCCAAUUCAUUUGCAAUUCUGGCUUUUUUUAAAUUUAUUUUUUAUUCAUUUGUUAGUUAAUGCAAGAAGCACAACCUUUGUUGGGCCUAACUGUCAAAAGUGGAGGGCUAAUUAGCAAAUAUGCAAAUCACAUAAAGAAUUUUAUUAUUAUUAUUUGUUGAUUUAGCAGACACCUUUUAUACAAGGCGACUUACAGAGACUAGGGUGUGUGAACUAUGCAUCAGCUGCAGAGUCACUUACAACAACGUCUCACCCGAAAGAUGGAGUACAAGGAGGUUAAGUGACUUGCUCAGGGUCACACAGUGAGUCAGUGGCUGAGCCGGGAUUUGAACCAGGGACCACCUGGUUACAAGACCUUUUCUUUAAAGAUUGGACCACACAGCCUCCUAUUAUCUUUAACGAGUGUGAGACACAUGGGGAGACGAUUUACAAAAAUAAAUAGAUAAGAACAUAAGAAAGUUUACAAACGAGAGGAGGCCCCAUUCAGCCCAUCUUGCUCGUUUGGUUGUUAGUAGCUUAUUGAUCCCAGAAUCUCAUCAAGCAGCUUCUUGAAGGAUCCCAGGGUGUCAGCUUCAACAACAUUACUGGGGAGUUGGUUCCAGACCCUCACAAUUCUCUGUGUAAAAAAGUGCCUCCUAUUUUCUGUUCUGAAUGCCCCUUUAUCUAAUCUCCAUUUGUGACCCCUGGUCCCCUGGGUCGACAUUGUCAACCUAGGUUGACAGAGAUGUGCUCUGUCAACCUAGAGCAUUUACUCCUAGGGUAUAUGUAUACAUUGUUUAAUAACUAUAUUUUCCAUAUUUCAACAUUUGUCUAAGGAUGAGUGCAAGAUAUCUGUUUUUAAACUGUUUAAUAAGUUGUUAUUUUAAUUAAGCUGUGAAAAAAUAUGAAACUCUGUACAGCUUUUUUUUAUCCUUCCUGGUAGGGGUUUUACUUCAUUUUUGUUUUAAAAAAUGUAUUAUCAAGUGGAUCAGAAAAUGCUUUUGUGAACUUGAUAAAUAUUCUGUUUACCCUGUGAUGUCUUUAAUGUCAGUUGUUGCCGUUGAGUGCAGUACACAAAUUGCCAAGUGGAAAAGGUGUAUUGUAAUGCAUCAGAUACAUACCUGAAGGAGUUUUUUUUUCAAUAGAAUAAAAACCUUUAGAUGUGCUUGUUACUGUAGUUAUGAAUCUGUUCUACCUCAGGAUAUCAUCCAUCAGGAGUAGCUGCAGCAGAUUAUGCUACUACGGCAAGCACUAAAGCCUUUUGUUCUAUACCAUGCAAAAUUGCUUUACUUUUUAGCAGUUGGUUCUUGCAGUUUCUGUGUGAUCAAAUGUAGAGCCAUUGACCUUUUAAAUCAAUAUUCUUGCUUCUCUUUUUUGGUUUUGCAAAGGGGCAGUACCUUGCCUUUGUAUCAUCAGUACUGUUUAAUUCUGAUAUACCUGUGGUUGUUUGGUUUCUGCAGCAGCCAAGUGUGUGAUACUCAUGCAUUUUAGGCAACUCAGAAACACAAUUCUCUUCCUGUUCAUUCCUGACAUAAUGCUGCUUAAUUCACAAGUAUUUGACCUCUUCAUUGUUUUCCAGAGGCCUUGCUUGUAAUCUACUAAAAUCACAACAUGCUGUGUUCUGGAAAGUAAGCUUUGAAUUAUGUAACUAAGGCACAUAUCAAAUAAAUGUUUGUAUUCUUUGGUUCUGGUCAUGCUAA
Messenger RNA from Acipenser ruthenus (sterlet), 5450 nucleotides. RefSeq names its product ethanolaminephosphotransferase 1-like. Gene Ontology annotation, cellular component: endoplasmic reticulum membrane; Golgi apparatus. Gene Ontology annotation, biological process: phosphatidylethanolamine biosynthetic process. Gene Ontology annotation, molecular function: ethanolaminephosphotransferase activity. Lineage: Eukaryota; Metazoa; Chordata; Actinopteri; Acipenseriformes; Acipenseridae. The coding region runs from base 282 to 1442 and encodes 386 amino acids. The transcript has 10 exons. The record is from RefSeq and is a predicted model, not a curated record.